Molecule: messenger RNA, 2173 nt
Organism: Prosopis cineraria
Lineage: Eukaryota; Viridiplantae; Streptophyta; Magnoliopsida; Fabales; Fabaceae
Product: septum site-determining protein minD homolog, chloroplastic-like
Exons: 1
Coding region: 61-1083 (340 amino acids)
Biological process (GO): negative regulation of cell division
Cellular component (GO): cytosol; cytoplasmic side of plasma membrane
Molecular function (GO): ATP hydrolysis activity; ATP binding
Source: RefSeq, a predicted model, not a curated record
CACUAGUCACAGUCUGGCCAAAAAUAGCACUCACUGUCACCCCCUCCACUCUCGUCCCCGAUGCAAGCUCUCAAGCUUUCCCCGGUCUCUGCUUCGAGUUCUAGCCUUCCGACGAAGACUCUCAAUUCUGCGCCCGCAUUCUUCAAUAGCAACUUCUUGUGCCCCAUCUCCUUCAAUGUCCAACCCCUAAAACCCAAAUCUAAGCCCUGCUCAACCUCCCUCGUAAAAGCAGUGCUCCAAUGGAACAGAAAACCCCAGUUGGCCGGCGAAACUCCUCGCGUCGUCGUCAUCACUUCCGGCAAAGGUGGCGUCGGCAAGACCACCACUACCGCCAAUAUCGGACUUUCACUUGCCCGUCUCGACUUUUCUGUCGUUGCUAUUGACGCUGAUGUUGGGCUUCGGAACCUCGAUCUCCUUCUCGGCCUCGAGAAUCGAGUUAACUACACUGUUGUUGAAGUCCUCAACGGCGAUUGCAGGCUUGACCAAGCUCUCGUGAGAGAUAAGCGAUGGUCAAAUUUUGAAUUGCUCUGUAUAUCCAAACCCAGGUCUAAACUGCCGAUUGGGUUUGGUGGAAAAGCCUUGGUUUGGCUCGUGGAUGCCUUGAAGUCGAGGCAGGAAGGUUCACCAGAUUUCAUUAUAAUUGACUGUCCUGCAGGGAUUGAUGCGGGGUUCAUAACUGCCAUAACCCCAGCCAAUGAGGCAGUUCUGGUUACCACACCAGAUAUUACAAGCUUGAGAGAUGCUGAUAGAGUCACGGGAUUGCUCGAAUGUGAUGGAAUUAGGGAUAUAAAGAUGAUUGUGAAUCGGGUUCGGACGGAUAUGAUCAAAGGGGAGGAUAUGAUGUCCGUGCUUGAUGUUCAAGAAAUGCUAGGAUUGCCUCUUCUGGGGGUGAUUCCUGAGGAUGCCGAGGUGAUUCGGAGUACAAAUAGAGGGUACCCGCUAGUACUGAAUAAACCCCCAACUUUGGCCGGUUUGGCCUUUGAGCAGGCGGCAUGGAGGCUUGUAGAGCAGGAUAGUAUGCAGGCAGUGAUGGUUGAGGAGGAGCCAAAGCGUGGGUUUUUCUCCUUUUUAGGCUGGGGUUAGAAUCUGGUUUGAGAAUUGCAAGCUUUGAGAUAGAUUGGUUUGUCAUGAUAUUUUGGCGUUUCAGGUUUUGUGGUAAAGCAAGUGUUUUUUUAGCGGCGAUUAUUUGUUUUAGAUGUAGGUAGAAGGAGGAAGCUACGUACAGCGGGGCUAGUAAAGCUUAACUUUCUUCAUUUUCUUCACCAAGCAUUUCUUCAGUUUACUGGUAAAUUUAUAGUAUCAUUGUCAGGAUUAGUGUCUGAAACUCAUUUGCAGGCGUUUAGAUUCUUUUUGUUGCCAUUCUAACAAGUUAUUGGUGGUUCACUGAUAAAUUUCUACCUGAUCGGUGAAUCUAGUUUAGUUCUCCUCUACUAUGUUUGGCAUGUUGCAUUAUUGAUCCUCUGCUGGCACGAGUAAUUUCCUUCUAUUUAGGAAUAAAGCUACGACUCUUUAUCUGAUUAUAGGCUUUAAAAGUUUUCUCCUUCCCGAGGAAACUGCAUAAAUGACGCGCUCUUCAGUUCUUCAUUUGGCCCUUCCUGUGGAAACUGCAUUCUUAGCACAGAAGUAAAGAUGAUUGUCAUAUAUAUAUUUUCAGCGCAAGGAUAAAAAGAAAAUUAUUUCAGCGGUUUAAGUGGACAAAUUACAAGCAACAUGAUAAAGUUCCAUUUAUUGUGGAAGGUUGUGAAAGUGUUUCAGCUGCAACUUCAUUGUUCUAAAUGAAGAGAAAAGGGAAAAAAAAAAAAACUGUUUACCAUCAACUGUGGGGUUAGUGAAGCUUAUCUUUACUCUCUAGCUUUUCGUUGAGAUCAACUCAAACCGUAUUGCGGUCUUUAGUGCCAUUGUAGCAUGUGAUGUUAGGUUCAACGUUGAUUCUUUACCAAGCCUGUGAAACCUUUUUUUCUUCCUUUUUUGUUUAGUUCUGCAAUGUUUGUUACUUGUAGCUCAAUUGUCAGAUUUAUAGUAAUAUUCCAUAUUUUAUUGAGUGAAGUGUAUAAAAUUUUACACUGGUUUCAGUGGUUUCUAACCCAUCUGUUAUUAUUGUAAAGGUGAUGAACCUCCUUUUGGACGGUUAAAAGGAUAUACAAGAUAUAUUGCAAGGAUACAGGUUUGAGUA